AUGGCUGGCAUGUUUGUUUUCCCUAUUGCUUUCUUGCUUUUUAACUUCUCUUCAGCAUUUUCUGAUGAAACAAAACCAGUACCAGUCCAAACACAGCCAGCGAGAGACCCCUUAAAAAAUUUAACAACUUACAUUGUUCAUUUAAGGCUGCCUGCUGGUGAUAAUUCUACCCAGUUGAAUGACCUGGAAAGCUGGUACCAGUCCUUUUUGCCAAAAAAUACAACAGGCCUGAAUGAUGCAUCGCGCAUGGUUCAUUCCUACCGACAUGUUUUCACCGGCUUUGCAGCCAAACUAUCACCUGAGGAAGUUAAAGAAAUGGAGAAGAAAGAAGGAUUUCUAGAUGCUAGACCUGAAAAAACCUUGAACCUGCAGACAACCCACAGUCCUAAGUUCCUGGGUCUGUAUACCAACCACCAAUUUCAGUGGCAAUAUGGACGUGGAGAAGGUGUCAUAAUAGGCAUUAUAGACAGUGGAAUUACACCUGGCCAUCCAUCCUUUAGUGAUGAAGGUAUGCAGCCUCCACCACCUUCUUGGAAAGGCAAAUGUGAGUUUGUUGGAACUGGAUGCAAUAAAAAGCUCAUUGGCGCAAGGGACUUACUCGGCCCUAAACCUGGACAACCUCUUGACGAAAUUGGUCAUGGCACUCAUACUGCUAGCACAGCUGCUGGAAAUUUUGUGGAAGGUGCAAAUGUAUUGCGCCAAGCCAAUGGCACAGCUGCUGGGAUGGCCCCUCGUGCACACUUGUCCAUUUACAGAGCCUGCUAUCCUUCUGGAAUGUGUACUGAGAGCGCCAUUGUAGCUGCAAUGGAUUUUGCUAUCCAAGACAAUGUUACUAUGCUGUCCAUGUCACUUGGUGGACCUUCUAAACUUCCUUUCUUUGAUGACCCCAUUGCUCUCGGAGCUUUCCAAGCAAAUAAAAAGGGCAUUUUUGUGAGCUGUUCUGCUUCCAACUCUGGUCCAGAAAAUGGUUCUUUAUCAAACGAGGCUCCCUGGAUUCUCACGGUUGGUGCAAGCACAAUUGACAGGGACAUUAGGGCAACAGCCUUACUAGGCAACGGCGAUGAAUUUGAUGGUCAGUCUAUAUACCAACCAACAGAUUUUCCUCCCACUUUAUUACCUCUAGUUUAUCUAGGAAUGAAUGGUGACACAUUUGCUGCACAAUGUACUGAAAACUCGUUGAAAAAGGCCGGUGUCAAAGGAAAGGUUGUAUUAUGCGAGACAAGUGAUCUCAUGGCAACAGUUGAACAAGGCCAAAAUGUGAAGGAUGCUGGUGGCGCUGCCAUGAUUAUCAUGAACCAGGAGAUUGAAGGAUACACCAUUAUUGCCGAUCUUCAUGUUCUUCCUGCAACACAUGUGAGUUUUGCUGCUGGACAAGCUAUCAAGGCUUACAUAAAUUCGACAUCCAUGCCUCGAGCAACAAUACUGUUCAAGGGAACGAUUUUAGGAGUCAAGAAUGCACCUGCAGUUGCCUCAUUCUCCUCAAGAGGACCCAACAAUGCUAGCCCAGGCAUUUUGAAACCUGACAUUAUUGGGCCUGGAGUUAACAUCCUUGCUGCAUGGCCUCAGUCUGUCGAGAACAUCGCAAACACAAGUUCAACAUUCAACAUACUCUCUGGUACCUCAAUGUCAUGUCCUCACCUUACUGGCAUUGCCGCCUUAUUAAAAAGUGCACAUCCUAAUUGGUCCCCAGCUGCUAUCAAAUCAGCUAUCAUGACCACUGCCAGCUUCGUGAACAGAAAUGAUGGCCACAUCCACAAUGAACAGAUGUUUCCUGCAGACGUAUUUGCUACUGGUGCUGGCCAUGUGAACCCCCCAAGAGCUAUUGACCCCGGGCUAACAUAUGACAUACAACCAGAUGAUUACAUUCCCUAUUUAUGUGGCUUGGGUUACACAGACGACCAAAUUAUGAAAAUUGUGCAGAGCCCAGUUAAAUGUUCAGCUAUCCACAGAAUUCAAGAAGCAGAGUUGAACUAUCCUUCAUUUGCGAUUCAACUCAAGUCUAGUAAGCAGACAUACAAAAGGGUAGUAACAAAUGUUGGCGAGGCUCUUUCAACAUAUUAUGUUGACAUUGACAAGAUUCAGGGUGUUGAAAUCGAUGUUCAGCCUAGAGUGCUCAACUUCAGAAAGGUCAACCAGAAGAUCACCUACCAAAUAAGUUUUAGAAGGCUAAACAUGUCCGUUGGAAAUUGGUAUGAGCAAGGGGCAAUCACAUGGAAUUCUGAAAAGCACAGAGUCAGAAGUCCAAUCUCUGUUAAAUUUGCCUAA
Molecule: messenger RNA, 2265 nt
Organism: Coffea eugenioides
Lineage: Eukaryota; Viridiplantae; Streptophyta; Magnoliopsida; Gentianales; Rubiaceae
Product: subtilisin-like protease SBT1.7
Exons: 1
Coding region: 1-2265 (754 amino acids)
Biological process (GO): proteolysis
Molecular function (GO): serine-type endopeptidase activity
Source: RefSeq, a predicted model, not a curated record